AUGGGUUUAUCGCCGGCUUUGUAUUUGCCUAAAUCCUUCCUUGGAUUACCUUUAUACAUUGGCGUUGAGUUGGUUCUUGGGAUAGCCAUAUUCAAUAAGAUGGCGGGGUUUUAUGGUGUUCUCUCGCUUCUCACUGGCCAUCCUAUUGAGUUCACCCAAUGGAUAUUUUAUCUUUCUUCACUUUUAAUCGUUCCGUUCUAUGUGAAUGGUCUCCAAAACGUUAAAAACCCAAAUUUGGCCAGGUUUUCGCUCAUAAGCUUGAUAUAUUUCAUCGAUACUGUUUCAGGAAUUGUGUUUAUUUUGCACUUUGCCUAUCAAUGGUUUAGCACAAAUGACACCUCAGUUGCGAAGAUUCCAAAUACACCAACAGAAACAUCAACAUCUGUUUUGACUGAACCAACUACAAAAUCUAAGGUUGCAUCCUCCUCUUCGGCUUCCCAUGAUUCUUCAUAUUCUUCUACUUCGGUCUCAAGGACUAAAAUCCCAACCUCUUCUCCAACUGCUUCAUCAUCAUUCGAAGAAUCGAAUUAUGAAAUUGAAUCACCGGAUGAGUCCGGUAGUGAUAAGGAUGUAGCAGUCUUUGAAUUGGAAGAACCAAAAAAGAAUUUUGACAGACUAUUGAGACGCUCAAUCGAGCUUGUGGGCACUAAUAUCAUCUUAGCUCUCGUGAGUCGUGAUACAGAAUCUAAGCUUUCAUCUCAAUCUGCUUCAGAGACUUAUGAACUCAUGACCACAAUUCUUACGUGCAUUUUUGUGGUUGUUGCCAGGGUUUAUUUUACUCUUGUUAUUUUGUCAUUUACUAGACUAUUACUCAAAUCAACGAAGUAUGGGGUCAACAGUGAUGAUUUCAACAACAGAAAGAUGGAAGGCCAGGAUGAAAAUCUGUCCAAAUUCAAAAAGUUUUUGCAAAAGAUUGAAAACAAAUCAGUAGAUAUUAUCGUGUGGUUGUUCAAUGAGUGA
Saccharomycopsis crataegensis is the source of this 960-nucleotide messenger RNA. RefSeq names its product Kei1p (gene KEI1). NCBI's taxonomy places the organism in Eukaryota, Fungi, Ascomycota, Saccharomycetes, Ascoideales, Saccharomycopsidaceae. Gene Ontology annotation, molecular function: inositol phosphoceramide synthase regulator activity. The transcript has 2 exons. The coding region runs from base 1 to 960 and encodes 319 amino acids. Gene Ontology annotation, cellular component: Golgi membrane; inositol phosphoceramide synthase complex. The record is from RefSeq and is a predicted model, not a curated record. Gene Ontology annotation, biological process: inositol phosphoceramide metabolic process.